Trichobilharzia szidati is the source of this 1250-nucleotide messenger RNA. Lineage: Eukaryota; Metazoa; Platyhelminthes; Trematoda; Strigeidida; Schistosomatidae. The record is from the annotation of a GenBank genome assembly.
UGGGAAGCGGUUCUUUGCAAGCAUGCGCUACCAACAGGACUGUAGGACAGUUCAAUAGCCUGCAUUUUCUGCUUGCAACUGUAAGAUCCCCAUAAGCUUCUCGGUUUUCUUUUAACUACUAGUCAAAAUGCCUUCAAGAAAAUGCAACAAAGCUAGAUAUUCUACAGAUCCAAAUGGGAAACUUUGGGCUGACAAUCCGGACAAUUUUGGCAGGAAAAUGUUAGAGAAAAUGGGUUGGGAACCUGGGAAAGGUUUAGGGAAAGAUAAUAGCGGAAUCACCGCACCUAUAAAGGCUUCCACUCAUAAAGGCAAACGAGGACUAGGUUUAAAGUCAGAUUUCUCUUUGGGAAUCAAACAAAUUGAUGAAUAUGCGAGUCUUUUGCGGGCAUUAAACAAAUCAAACAGCAAUCCUGAUGAAACGAAUUCAAUUGGGGAAUGCUUAUCAACGAAGUCACGAAGAGGUAUUAAGACCAUACGUGCUAAAGAUGCAUCAAAAUAUAAUGAAGAAGACCUAUCAGUUGUUUUGGGAUAUGCAAAAGCACAUGUAUCGGAGGAAAAGGUUUCAUCCAGUGCAUCCAUAAAUAACUCCGAUGCUCAGUUUAUCACGAUAACAAGUUCACUGUCCACUUCAGAAUACUUUGAGAAAGCCAAAAGACGUAAAGAUAAAAGGCCAAGCAUUUUAGACCCAUUGGAUGUGAUAUCAGCUCUACCGUGUAAUGAUGUUCCACUGGUAAAUCAGUCAGGAAAACUAGAGACCUCGGAUUUACGUGUGAAUAAUCGUGACAAUCGGCCUGCUACCUCAGGAGAAAUCUGUGAAAACCAACAGUCAGAAGAUAGUGAGCUUCCUGAAAAGUUGCCAGUUGAAGAUGAAUGUGUCAAUCGGAAACCAAAAAUCGUCGAAACUAUAAACGCAGGGGAGAAUAUUAUUAACUCAGUAUUCAUUCAGUCCAACUUGCUAUCGAUCCCAGGAUAUUGUCAUUACUGAAUAUUUGUACAUACAAUUUGUGAUAACUAUAACAUUGUAUUAUAUUCAUAUCUCACUACCUGACUGGGUUACAACGUGUUGUCCGCCAUCAUCAGGAUCAGUAGUUAAUCCGUUAUUAUCAUAACUAAAGAGUAUACAUUGUAGCACUAUUCUGUUAGUCAAUGUCGUAUUUAGUUUCCUCCAACCUAUCAAACAAAAAUUCCCUACAAAACCAAUACUUUAAAAUGCCUUAUUUAAUACAAAAAAGGCUUAAUUGUCUCAGUGC